AUGAAUCCCAACGGCCUACCUGGGUUCGCUCUUCUGCUGUUAAGUUUAAUGUUGGGCUUUAACACAGCUUUGGAGUUUACCGGCUCUGAAGGUCAGUGGGCACGCUACCUCCGCUGGGAUGCUAGCUCCCAAAGCGACCUCACCUUCCAGUUCAAGACAUCGCAAUCGAACGGCCUGGUGAUCUACUUCGACGAUGGUGGAUACUGCGACUUCCUUCUGCUCACGUUAAACGAGGGGAAAAUGCAGCUCCAGUACAGCAUCGAUUGCGCCGAAACUACCAUUACCUCGGACAAAAUGGUGAACGACAGUCGCUGGCAUUUCGCUGCUAUCAAUCGAUACAACUUGCGGACUGGUUUGGCCAUAGACGGUCAGACCAAAACCGAGGAAGUGCGCCCUCAAAGGCAGUUCAUGAAAAUCGUCAGCGACCUGUUUAUCGGAGGUUUACCGGGGGACAUACGCACUUCGGCCAUCACCUUACCCUCUGUCCGGGAGCUGCCGCCUUUCAAGGGAAUUAUCACCGAUUUGAGUUAUGGAAGUAAGCUCCCCAGGCUGAUAAAUAGUCAGAAGGUGCGCUUGGAGAUGAUAGGGUUAUGCACGGAGAACCCCUGCGAGAACGGUGGAAUCUGUUCCCUGGCAGAUGGAGAAGCCUACUGCGACUGCUCCAAAACUGGAUAUGUAGGUCGAUACUGUACCGAAGCUGUCCAGAGGAGACCAGGCCUGGCACACCUGAAGGCGGAACAAGGCAGAGGCAAAGCAAGAGAAGAAAACGUUGCCACCUUCCGCGGGUCCGAAUACUUCUGUUACGACCUGUCCCAGAACCCCAUCCAGAGCAGCAGUGACGAGAUAACUUUGUCCUUCAAAACCUGGCAACGCAACGGCCUCCUGCUCCACACUGGGAAAUCCGCCGACUACGUCAACCUGGCGCUCAAAGACGGAGCAGUUUCCCUUGUCAUCAACCUGGGCUCCGGGGCGUUCGAAGCCAUCGUGGAGCCAGUCAAUGGAAAAUUCAAUGAUAACUCCUGGCACGACAUCAAAGUGACCCGCAAUCUCCGACAGCAAUCAGGCAUUGGACACGCUAUGGUAAACAAACUACAUUGUCUGGUGACUAUCUCAGUGGAUGGCAUCCUCACCACCACCGGGUAUACCCAGGAAGACUACACCAUGCUGGGCUCGGAUGAUUUCUUCUACGUGGGUGGGAGCCCGAGCACAGCAGACCUACCGGGAUCUCCAGUCAGCAACAAUUUCAUGGGCUGCCUAAGAGAGGUGGUGUACAAGAACAACGACAUCCGCCUGGAGCUGUCUCGUCUGGCCCGCAUCGUCGACCCCAAAAUGAAACUUCAGGGCGACAUUGUCUUUAAGUGCGAGAACGUUCCCACUUUGGACCCCAUCAGCUUCGAGAGUCCGGAGUCUUCGUUGUCUCUGCCCAAGUGGAACACCAAACGAGUGGGAUCGAUCUCUUUCGACUUCCGCACCUCCGAACCCAACGGGCUCAUCCUCUUCACCCAGGGCAAAGCUCAGGACAGGAGGGACGCCAAAGGUCAGAAGAACACCAAGGUGGACUUCUUCGCCGUGGAGUUGUUGGACGGAGGGUUGUUCCUGCUGCUGGAUAUGGGCUCUGGGACCAUCAAAGUGAAAGCGACGCAGGCAAAGGUCAACGAUGGGAACUGGCACCACGUGGACAUCCAGAGAGACGGGAGAUCAGGCAUUAUUUCUGUAAACAGCCGCCGCACGCCCUUCACAGCCUCCGGUGAGAACGAGAUCCUGGACCUGGAGGGGGAUCUUUAUCUGGGCGGUUUACCCGAUAACCGCGUGGGCCUGGUACUCCCGACCGAGCUGUGGACCGCCAUGCUCAACUACGGCUACGUGGGCUGCAUCCGCGAUCUCUUCAUCGACGGACGUAGCAAGGACAUCCGGCAGAUCGCGCAGGCCCAAAACGUGACCGGAAUCAAGCCGACGUGCACCAAAGUCAGCGGGAAAAUGUGCGACAGUAACCCAUGCAAAAACAACGGCCAGUGUAAGGAAGGUUGGAAUCGCUAUGUGUGUGAUUGCACCGGGACCGGCUACUGGGACAGCACUUGUGAGAAAGAGUCGUCCACCCUGUCCUUCGACGGCAGCAUGUACAUGAAGGUGGUGAUCCCUCACGUGAUGCACACUGAGGCCGAGGACGUCUCCCUGCGCUUCAUGUCCCAGCGUGCAUUCGGGCUCCUGAUGGCCGCCACGUCCCGGGACUCUGCUGACACUCUGCGGCUGGAGCUGGACAGCGGGCGGGUCAAACUCACCGUCAACCUGGACUGUGUCAGGAUAAACUGUAACUCCAGCAAAGGCCCUGAGGUGCUUUAUGCCGGGCAGAAACUCAACGAUAACGAGUGGCACUCUGUGAGGGUGCUGCGCCGUGGGAAGAACUUCAAACUCACUGUGGACGACGACAUGGCAGAAGGUCAAAUGGCGGGUGAUCACACUCGCCUGGAGUUCAACAACGUGGAGUUAGGAAUCCUGACAGAAAAACGCUUUAUCUCGUCUACACCCUCUCCUUUCAUUGGACACCUUCAGAGCCUGAAGUUCAACGGCAUGCAGUACAUCGACAUGUGUAAGAACGGAGACAUCGACUUCUGUGAACUCAACGCUCGGUUCGGCAUGCGCGCCAUCAUCGCUGACCCCGUGACCUUUAAGACCAAGGGCAGCUACCUGGGCCUGGCCACGCUGCAGGCCUACACCACCAUGCACCUGUUCUUCCAGUUCAAAACCACCUCCUCCGACGGCUUCAUCAUCUUCAACAGCGGAGACGGGAAUGAUUUCAUCGCCGUAGAGCUGGUCAAAGGAUUCAUCCACUACGUGUUUGACCUGGGCAACGGUCCGAGUCUGCUGAAGGGGAACAGCGACAGCCCUCUCAACGAUAACCAGUGGCACAAUGUGGUCAUCACCCGAGAUGCCUCCAACACCCACACGCUCAAAGUGGACGCCAAAUCUGUCACUCAGAACGUGAACGGGGCCAAGAACCUCGACCUCAAAGGCGACUUGUUCAUUGGCGGCUUGGGACCCAACAUGUACCACAACCUGCCCAAGCUGGUGGUGUCCCGUGAGGGCUUCCAGGGAUGCUUGGCCUCGGUCGACCUCAACGGAAGACUGCCGGACCUCAUCAGUGACGCCCUCUUCCGCAGCGGGCAGAUCGAGAGGGGCUGUGAAGUUGGUUUCACCAAAGCCAACCUUCAAGGCCCCAGUACCACGUGCCAGGAGGACUCUUGUGCCAACAUGGGCGUGUGCAUCCAACAGUGGGAGAACUUCACCUGCGACUGCACCAUGACCUCCUACACGGGCACACACUGCAACGACCCCGGCACCACCUACAUCUUCGGAAAGGGCGGGGGUCUCAUCACUUACACGUGGCCCAACAACGAGAGGCCGAGCACGAGAACGGACCGCCUGGCCGUGGGUUUCAGCACCACCAUUAAAGACGGCAUCCUGGUUCGCAUAGACUCCGCCCCCCGCCUCGGAGACUACAUCAUGCUGCACAUUGAACAAGGCAAAGUGGGCGUUACCUUCAACAUCGGCACAGUGGACAUCAGUGUGAGGGAGGACAUCGCCGUGAAUGAUGGGAAAUACCACUUGGUCCGAUUCACCAGGAACGGAGGCAACGCCACUCUGCAGGUCGACAACUGGCCCGUCAAUGAGCACUUCCCCUCAGGCAACAGCGACAUUGAGCGCUAUCAAAUGGCAAAUAAGAAAAUCCCGUUCAAAUAUACCCGGCCAGUAGAAGAUUGGCUUCAGGAGAAAGGCCGACAGCUGACAAUCUUCAACACCCAGGCCACCAUCUCCAUCGGGGGCAAUGACAGGAAGCGGCCCUACCAGGGUCAGCUCUCCGGCCUCUACUACAACGGCCUCAAGGUCCUCAACAUGGCCGCCGAAGGACACGUCAACAUCAAGGUGAACGGGAGCGUGCGAUUGGUCGGAGACGUGCCUACGAGCAAGGGAGCGGCGCGAACCACCACCUCAGUGCCCCCGGAAAUGUCCACCACCUUCAUAGAGACGACGACCACACUGUCGACCACCACCACGAGGAAACAGCGCUCUCCACCCACUAUUCAGACGACAGACGACAUCGUUUCUUCGGCGGAGUGCUCGAGUGACGAUGAGGACUUGGAUGAGUGCGACUCAGGACAUGCAGGAGGGGAGCUAGUGAUCCCCGUGCUAGUUGAGGACCCCAUAGACAUCCCUUCUGUAUCCACCCGCUCUCCCUUCAUCCCCCUCCCCCCGACCCUCCGCCCCGUCCUCACCAUGGCAACUGAGGCGGGGGUCCCUUGCUUGUCGGACCGAGGCGGCGAUGAUUGUGAUGAUGGUGAUGGUGAUAUUGAUGGUGAUGAUGGCAUGGUGAUUUCGGGGUUUGGCUCUGGCGAGGCUUUCGACUCUAGCCUGCCCCCGACUGACGAUGAAGAUUUUUACACCACCUUCUCCCUGGUAACAGAUAAGAUCUUGACCACGUCGGCCUAUGAAGGCGGCUACAAAGCUAUCGCGCCCAAGUGGGAGUCCAAGGACUUGAGGCCUAGCAAAGCCUCUGAGGCAGGUAGGACUACAUCCACCUCUCCUGUCCUCGGCCCCCGCGGCACUCCGGCGGUCCCCUCGGACACGCCCCCAAAGCUGCCCGCGGGGAAAAUGAACAAUCGCGAAGUCAAACCGCCGCAGCCGGACAUAGUUCUGUUGCCCCUGCCGACGGCCUUCGACGGGGACGGCACCAAACCGCGGGGGCCCUUCAUCACGUCGCCCAUGUUGCGUACGGUACCCGCGGCACUGCCCACCGUGCCUGGCAUCGUGCGGCGCGUUCCUCCUGGAGCCUCCGAGGUGAUCCGGGAGUCCAGCAGUACCACGGGCAUGGUGGUGGGCAUCGUUUCGGCCGCCGCCCUCUGCAUCCUUAUCUUGCUCUACGCCAUGUACAAGUAUAGGAACAGAGACGAGGGUUCCUACCAGGUGGACGAAACCCGCAACUACAUCAGCAAUUCGGCGCAAACCAACGGUGCUGUGGUGAAGGAGAAAGCACCCAGCGGUAGCGCCAAAGCUAGCGGCAGUAGCAAGAGACCGAAAGACAAGGACAAGGAAUAUUAUGUAUAGAAAAUUUAGUCAUUUACAACACACAAAAACUGGAGAUGUAUAAACUUUUUAGACAGUACCAUAUUGGCAACUGUGAUUAAAAAAGAAAGAGAUCUCCUGAACUGGACUAAAAGAACUCUGGUGUUCCUGGAAGCACACUAUUGUAACCAUUAUGGACAAAUAAACGCAGUGCAAAUCUAGCGGGACUCGAAAGGACUUUUUUAAGGAGUCCCCCUCUGAAAACAUUUAGUAGUGUGAAUAAAACAUCACUGUUGACAUCCACGCAACCCUCUUAACGUGACUGUGCGAGGCGCGCGACCCUCGGAGUUCUGAAAACAACCCUGUCCAUUGUUAACCCUGUAAAAUACGACCAGUGUCAUUGGGCCAUUUUGAGCUUGCAUGUGAGGUGUAUGUGACGUGGUGCCGGCAUCUGUGUAAGUGAGGGACCUCAAGAAACAAUGAUUGUAAGGGGAAGGUUGGAAGUCAUAAAGAAGAGCCUGCAAACGGUUUAAUUUAAUGUAGCUAACACAGAUGACAAUGGAGGUUUAUGUGUAUUUAAAUUAGUCUGAUUUCUUUUUUUUUUUACGUUUGAAUUUUGUUUCGUUUUUUCAAGAUAAUGGUGGGUUGCCAUGACGACCCAAGGGUAGAUCGCUCCCUUAUGUUUCCCAAUGUGUAAUUCUCCUUCUCUGAUGAACUAAGCUAUGUUCACAUGCAAGCAGGUAUUUUGGCCAUUUGGGCUU
Molecule: messenger RNA, 5819 nt
Organism: Periophthalmus magnuspinnatus
Lineage: Eukaryota; Metazoa; Chordata; Actinopteri; Gobiiformes; Gobiidae
Product: neurexin-3b-like
Exons: 24
Coding region: 1-5100 (1699 amino acids)
Source: RefSeq, a predicted model, not a curated record